AUGGGCUGGAUUCAAGGUGUUCUGGUACGAUGUGUAUUAAAUAUAUUUGGUGUAAUGUUGUUUCUAAGAUUAACGUGGAUAACAGGACAAGCUGGUAUUGGAUUUGCCUCCCUUAUUAUAUUAUUAUCAUCGUUUGUAACAGCUAUUACUACCAUGUCUAUGUCAGCAAUAUGUACCAAUGGUGAAGUUAAAGGAGGUGGUGCAUAUUACAUGAUAUCAAGGAGUUUGGGACCAGAAUUCGGUGGUGCUAUUGGUGUUGUAUUCUCUCUUGCUAAUGCUGUAGCAGCUGCUAUGUAUAUUGUUGGUUUUGCUGAAACUGUCAAAGACCUAAUGUGGGAACACGGGGUAAUGAUAACUGGUAAUGAGUUACAUGAUGUAAGAAUAAUAGGAUGUGCUGUAUCGUUUUUAAUUCUAGCCAUUGUUCUAAUUGGAUUGGAUUUUGAAGCAAAGGCUCAGCUCGUGUUGUUAUUUAUUCUUUUAGCAGCUAUAGUAAACUAUUUUGUUGGUUCUCUUUUACCAGCAUCAAACGAACAGAAAUUGAAAGGAUUUUAUGGAUAUUCAGAUCAGCUGUUUUAUGACAAUUUCAAUCCUGAUUUCCGGGGAGAUAAUAAUUUCUUCUCUGUUUUUGCGAUAUUUUUUCCGGCUGCAACUGGUAUCCUUGCUGGUGCCAACAUCUCUGGUGACUUAAAGAAUGCAUCAAAAGCCAUACCGAAAGGAACGUUUCUAGCUAUCGUUCUAACAUCAUUAGUAUAUCUGGGGAUGGUAUGGUGUAUAGGAUCUAGUAUGUUACGGGAUGCUGUUGGUAUGGUAGAGUAUAAUUUAACGGAUGUCUCAGAAUUAACAAUAGAUAUUGUUAGUCAAUGCAGUAACGCAACAUGUCCAUAUGGUCUUCAUAAUGACAAUGCUGCCGUGGGAGUAGCAUCAGCCUUCAGACAUCUGAUUACAGCUGGUAUAUUCUCGGCUACAUUAUCAUCUGCAUUAGCUAGUAUGGUCAGUGCGCCUAAAGUCUUCCAGGCUCUAGGAAAAGAUAAGCUGUUUCCAUAUAUUCAUUAUUUUGCCAAAGGAUUUGGUAAAUCUGGUGAACCCAGAAGAGGUUAUUUCUUGACAUUUGCUAUUUGUAUUGGUGUAACAUGUAUCGGUGCUUUAGAUAUCAUUGCUCCAAUCAUCUCAAAUUUCUUCUUAAUGGCCUACGCUUUAAUUAACUUUUCUUGUUUUGAUGCCUCGUUCGCUAACACUCCAGGUUUCCGCCCAGCGUUUAAAUUCUAUAAUAAAUGGAUCAGUUUAAUGGGAGCUAUGUUAUGUGUUGGUGUUAUGUUUUUGAUAAACUGGUGGGCUGCUCUUGUAUCAUUUGUUAUCAUCCUAGCUCUGUAUAUUUAUCUCAAACAUCGUAAACCAGAUGUCAACUGGGGAUCUUCAUCUCAAGCCCAUGCUUAUAAAGAUGCUUUACAAGCUACUAUGAAACUGACUAAUGUUGAGGAACAUGUGAAGAACUUCAGACCUCAGAUAUUGGUAUUGACAGGUUACCCUAGAAACAGACCAGCUCUGGUUGAUUUUGUAUCAACUAUAACAAAGAAACAAAGUUUAAUGAUAUGUGGCCAUGUCUUUCUGGGUGAUAUGUAUGAACAUGUUGGACGAUUAAGAUCAACUGCUGCUUAUAAAUGGUUCAAAAGUCGAGACAUUAAAUCUUUUUAUACAAGUGUAGCUUCUCCAAAUAUAAGAUAUGGCGCACAAGUCUUGCUUCAGUGUCAAGGUAUGGGGAAACUACGACCUAAUACAUUGAUACUAGGCUACAAGAAUGAUUGGCAGGUAGAUGACCCCAGAGCGGUAGAUUGUUAUUUUAAUGUCAUUAGUGAUGCCUUUGAUCUGAAGUAUGGUGUUGGUAUAUUACGAGUACCUGAUGGUUUAGAUGUGAAACAAGAAGGAACGAUUGAUGUUUGGUGGCUGUUUGAUGAUGGAGGUUUGACAUUAUUAAUACCCUAUAUACUAUCUACCAGAAAACAAUAUAAAUCAUGUAAACUUCGAGUAUUCUGUGCUGGAACAAAGAAGGAGAACAUGGACGAAGAUCAUCAAAGAAUGGCAACUCUAUUGAAUAAAUUCAGAAUAGAAUACACUAGUAUAACAGUAAUACCCGAUUUAAAACGAAAACCAAAACGUACCAGUUAUAAAGAAUUUGAGUCGAUGAUAUAUAGAUGGAGACUGGGUAAUGAUGAAAGUGGUUAUGAUUAUCCUUGGAAGAUAGCAGAUAGUGACCUAGUCGCUCAUAAACAGAAGACUUAUAUGCAAAUAAAACUACGUGAGAAGCUACUGGAACAUUCAUCAAAAGCCUCAUUAAUAGUAUUGACUUUACCUGUACCAAGAAAGGUAUCCUGUCCAGCAGGGUUAUAUAUGGCAUGGUUAGAAAUGUUAACAAAUAACCUCCCACCAACCUUGUUACUGCGAGGCAAUCAACAAAGUGUUUUAACCUAUUUCUCUUAA
Molecule: messenger RNA, 2475 nt
Organism: Lottia gigantea (owl limpet)
Lineage: Eukaryota; Metazoa; Mollusca; Gastropoda; Lottiidae
Exons: 22
Coding region: 1-2475 (824 amino acids)
Biological process (GO): chloride transmembrane transport; cell volume homeostasis; potassium ion import across plasma membrane
Cellular component (GO): membrane
Molecular function (GO): sodium:potassium:chloride symporter activity
Source: RefSeq, a predicted model, not a curated record